Engraulis encrasicolus (European anchovy) is the source of this 2257-nucleotide messenger RNA. Its product is annotated as sushi, nidogen and EGF-like domain-containing protein 1. NCBI's taxonomy places the organism in Eukaryota, Metazoa, Chordata, Actinopteri, Clupeiformes, Engraulidae. The coding region runs from base 526 to 1431 and encodes 301 amino acids. The transcript is spliced from 10 exons. The record is from RefSeq and is a predicted model, not a curated record. Gene Ontology annotation, biological process: cell-matrix adhesion.
UUUUAAAUCGUGUUCAUUCUUCUCUCCACAGUGGGCAGAUUAUGUUCUCCUCAAUUCCCAGUUCAGCAGUAAGACGCUGUAAUUUUGUCAUAUGCAACUUGUGUAAUUUUUGUGCUAAUUUUGCCUCCUGCGGGGGCCCACAGCAGCCUGGAUGCCAAGGGGCCCCGGGCCAACUUCACCUGGCCCUGAGGCUACAUCUUAUCCAUUGUCUGGAAACAGACAGUAUGUCUUACAGGUGCGUCAUUACCGGCAGUUGUGGGUGGACCACAUUCUUUUGAACAGUUGAAUUUAACCAGUCAGUCGUACAUACACACACACACACACACACACACACAUACACAUACACAUACACCAGCACUGACAAUCUCCUGUGAAGGGUCACCUUUAACUUAACAUUCGUGUGUAAAUGGUUGUGUGUACUUAGCGAUCUCUAACUUUACAAUAGUUUGGGUAUAAAGUUACAAUUACAUGAGGCCCUGCUGUCCUGCCUGAUAUACGUGCAGUUGAUAGGAUUGCUAACAGAAGAUGGUAACUCCAGGUUCACUGUGUCUUGUAGUGGUUGCAUUCGGUGUGUGCACCAAUGCCCAGGGUGCAUUUUAUCCAUUUGGAUCAGCUGCAGGAGACACGUUCCUGCCACACCCAUCAGACCCGGUACAAAAUGUUACCCUGCUGCAGCCAUUCCCUUACUUCAAUCAGACGUACCAGCAGGUUUAUGUGGUUUUCCAUGGAUACCUUAACUUCUUUGAACCACCUACAACUCAAGAUUUCAUCUUCCCCAUUAGAACAACUAUAGACUAUAGUGAGAGAGGUAACAUUUCUUAUCAGCAGUACACCACAGGUGAUGUCCUUACCACUGCAACUCGAGACAUCAACUCCUACUUCCCCAAAGAGACCUUCACUGCGUCCUGGGUGUUUGUGGCCACUUGGGACAGAGUGGUGCAUGAUAACAACAACGCCUCAGUAACCAAUGACCAAGAGGCAACAUUCCAGGUGGUUCUGAUUUCUGACGGUGCCGUAUCAUUUGUCUUACUGAACUACGGUGUUAUUUCACCUCCCCCAUUAGGACGACUACAGGUUUCAUAUACACGCAAUGAGCUUGGUCUUCUAGAUCUAAAUCCAAGCUGCUUUCCAAAUGACACUAUUGAUGCGGUGAGCUUGAAGACCUCCAGCAACGUCAAUGUGGCAGGACGAUGGGUCAUUCCAGCCUCAUUUCAGUCAGACUUCAGCUGCUCGUAUCCUUCAGUACAACCUGACGACACACCUGGGUUAGACUAUGUUGUGGGCAUGCGGCUGAUGAUGUCAUCAUCUCUUCGUCUGAAUGAGACUGGGAUUGAGGACCAGAUCCUACCCCAGCUCAGGGAGUUCUUGAGACAGCGUGGAGUGAACAUCACUGGGAUACGCCUGCGAAGCUUUUAUGAGAAACUGCCCUGAGACAGAAAGAAGGAAAAGACAUGGAGGAGAGGAGCGGAGAGGAUGGAGAAACAAGCGAGGAUAAAGAGAGGACGGAGAAAGAAGAGAUGAUGGAGAGGUUGCAAGCUAUACAUAGCAUAUUUCAUCAGAGUGUUAGUUGUUGAAAGAUGUGGACUGCUUUUCUGAAACCUAUAGUUGCUAGCUGUGUUACUUUGUCGGUUGAAAUGUAGUUAAUUACCCAUUGACAACCAAGUAGGCCUACAGUAGCUGACCAGUAACAACACUUUAGGAAAACUUAACUAUUUUCCAAGUUUUGACUAUAAAUAAUAAGUUUAGGUCUCAUAACAUCUGACAGCUAAUAAGCCUAAUGACCUAAUAAGAUAAUCUUACAAAAUCGUGAACAUAUUCCCCCUCCAAUUUUUCUCUUUAGUUAGAAAAAAAUACUUAAAGUUCAUUUUAGGGGUUUUGCUUGUACUACAUGUCAAGUAUAUGUAUGUAGUGAAAGACUUUUGGUAGCUGUCCUGGUUUAGUUAAAGCCGGUCUAGGUAAUUGUCAAGGUGCUGCCAUGAUGCCUUUCCUGAAAAGCUGCACUGCCCUAAACUGGCAUUAAUUUCCUCCUGGGGAUUUGUAAAGUAACUCUACUCUAAAUCUUUAUACAGUAAUUACCCUUCACACUUUUAAUGUUUUUUUCUUCCAGUAGCAGUCAAUUCAAAUGUUAUUAUGUCUGCUGUGGUAAAUAAAGUCAGAUUAAAAAAAAAAAAAAAUCUUAUAUGCCUAUGUCUGCUUUGGUAGAUAAAGUCAGACUUUUUAAAAUCAUAUAUGCCUAAUCGAGUACAUAUUACACGUA